AACUUGGUAAUUUUCCCCAUUGAAUCGAAGGUGAGAUAGAUAGAAGAAGAAUGAGCUCACAGCUCUUAGUUCUACACCCUGCACCCGUUCCCAACACAAACACCAACACCAACUCAAACUCCAAAACAACCGCGCCAACAACACCUCUGUAUCAAAGAAUCUUCAUCCCUACCCAUGUCUAUAGGCACCCUUCUGCUAUACUGUUAGAACUCUGCACUUCCAUGAAAGAGCUUCACCAAAUCCUGCCCCUCAUCAUCAAGAACGGUUUUUACAAUGAGCACUUGUUUCAGACCAAGCUUGUAAGCUUGUUCUGCAAAUAUGGCAGCAUCAGUGAAGCACUUCGUGUCUUUGAGCCUGUUGAGCACAAGCUUGAUGUGCUUUACCACACUAUGCUCAAAGGGUAUGCAAAAAACUCAACUUUAGGUGAUGCCUUGUCCUUUUACCAUAGGAUGAAGUGUGAUGAGGUUAGACCAGUGGUGUAUGAUUUCACUUACUUGUUGCAAUUGUGUGGUGAGAAUUUGGACCUCAAAAGGGGUCGAGAGAUUCAUGGGCAGCUAAUAACUAAUGGGUAUGAGUCCAAUUUAUUUGCCAUGACUGCUGUUGUGAACUUGUAUGCGAAAUGUAGGCAGAUUGAUGAUGCGUAUAAGAUGUUUGAGAGAAUGCCAAAAAAAGAUUUGGUCUCUUGGAAUACUUUGGUUGCAGGAUAUGCGCAGAAUGGCUUUGCCAGGAGAGCUGUGGAUUUGGUUUUGCAGAUGCAGGAAGCUUGCCAAAAGCCUGAUUCAAUCACAUUGGUGAGUAUUUUGCCGGCUGUGGCGGAUAUCAAGGCUUUGAGUAUUGGAAGGUCUAUUCAUGGCUAUGCUUUCAGAUCAGGAUUUGAAUCUCUGGUUAAUGUUGCGACGGCGCUUCUGGAUAUGUACUUCAAAUGUGGGUCUGUAAGGACUGCAAGGUUGGUUUUUAAGGGGAUGAGUAGCAAGAAUGUUAUUUCGUGGAAUACAAUGAUCGAUGGUUUUGCACAAAAUGGUGAAUCUGAAGAAGCGUUUGCGACAUUUUUAAAGAUGUUGAAUGAAGGGGUGGAACCUACAAAUGUUAGUAUGAUGGGAGCAUUACAUGCUUGUGCUAAUUUAGGUGAUCUUGAACGGGGGAGAUUUGUUCAUAAAUUAUUGGAGCAGAAGAAACUUGAUUUUGAUGUGUCAGUUAUGAACUCUUUAAUAUCCAUGUAUUCAAAGUGUAAGAGAGUUGAUAUUGCAGCCUCAGUAUUUCAUAAUUUGAAAGCGAAAACAAACGUGACAUGGAAUGCCAUGAUAUUAGGUUAUGCACAAAAUGGGUGCGUAAAUGAAGCUUUAAAUCUAUUCUGUAUGAUGCAAUCUCAAGACAUUAAACCUGAUUCCUUUACAUUAGUGAGUGUAAUCACUGCUCUUGCAGAUUUAUCAGUUACCCGCCAGGCUAAGUGGAUACAUGGACUUGCCAUAAGAACUUCUAUGGACAAGAAUGUCUUUGUUUCUACAGCUCUUGUUGACACAUAUGCAAAAUGCGGAGCCAUCCGAACCGCGAGAAAGCUUUUUGACAUGAUGCAAGAGCGGCACGUAAUAACUUGGAAUGCCAUGAUAGAUGGAUAUGGGACACAUGGACUUGGACAAGCAGCUCUGGAUCUCUUCAAUGAAAUGCAGAAGGGAGCAGUUAAGCCUAAUGAUAUAACAUUUCUGUCUGUUAUCUCAGCUUGUAGUCACUCAGGUUUUGUGGAAGAGGGCCUCUACUACUUUGAAAGCAUGAAGGAAAAUUAUGGCUUGGAGCCUGCAAUGGAUCACUAUGGUGCCAUGGUUGAUCUCCUUGGUCGUGCUGGCCGGCUAGAUGAAGCUUGGAGUUUCAUCCAGAAGAUGCCUAUCAAACCCGGGAUUACUGUUUUAGGUGCAAUGCUAGGUGCUUGCAGAAUUCAUAAAAAUGUAAAAUUGGGCGAGAAUGUUGCAGACAAACUAUUUGAGUUAGACCCAGAUGAGGGUGGGUAUCAUGUGUUGCUUGCAAACAUGUAUGCUUCUGCUUCAAUGUGGGACAAAGUGGCGCGGGUUAGGACGGCCAUGGAGAAGAAGGGGCUGCAGAAAACACCAGGAUGCAGUUUGGUGGAGUUGAGAAAUGAAGUUCACACAUUCUAUUCAGGAAGUACCAAUCAUCCUCAAUCCAAAAGAAUCUAUGCUUUUCUAGAGACUCUUGGAGAUGAGAUAAAAGCUGCUGGUUAUGUACCGGACACCAAUUCAAUUCAUGAUGUGGAAGAAGAUGUGAAGGAACAAUUGCUGAGUAGCCAUAGUGAGAGGCUUGCUAUUGCAUUUGGACUUUUGAAUACAAGCCCUGGUACAACAAUACAUGUGAGGAAGAAUCUAAGAGUUUGUGGUGAUUGCCAUGAUGCCACUAAGUACAUAUCACUUGUUACAGGAAGGGAAAUUAUAGUGCGUGAUUUGCGUAGGUUCCAUCAUUUUAAGAAUGGAAGCUGUUCUUGUGGGGAUUACUGGUGAAUCAAUUGACUCCCUUGUUAUUAUCGUUCACUUAUGAUGCCUCCUACAAGGGCCUGUAAACUCAUGAAUAACCUGAGGCACCUCAAAUAAGGACCUCGUUGAAGUUUGCUACUCAAGAAGAGUGCAUUAUUUGGA
Messenger RNA from Gastrolobium bilobum, 2639 nucleotides. Its product is annotated as pentatricopeptide repeat-containing protein At1g11290, chloroplastic-like. NCBI's taxonomy places the organism in Eukaryota, Viridiplantae, Streptophyta, Magnoliopsida, Fabales, Fabaceae. Gene Ontology annotation, biological process: RNA modification. The record is from RefSeq and is a predicted model, not a curated record. The transcript has a single exon. Gene Ontology annotation, molecular function: RNA binding; zinc ion binding; protein binding. The coding region runs from base 51 to 2504 and encodes 817 amino acids.